This is a messenger RNA of Onthophagus taurus, 1451 nucleotides long. Its product is annotated as acyl-CoA Delta-9 desaturase-like. Lineage: Eukaryota; Metazoa; Arthropoda; Insecta; Coleoptera; Scarabaeidae. Gene Ontology annotation, cellular component: endoplasmic reticulum membrane. The record is from RefSeq and is a predicted model, not a curated record. Gene Ontology annotation, biological process: unsaturated fatty acid biosynthetic process. Gene Ontology annotation, molecular function: stearoyl-CoA 9-desaturase activity; iron ion binding.
CUGUAAACCAUUUUAGUCCAAUUUUAGUCGACGAUCAGGUGAUUGCGGACUGGUCAAAUAAAAACGUUGCCAAUUGCCGGUCUUUUUUAAUCCACGUGGUUAGUGCGGCUACGUGUACAGUUGAAGGAGUCAAUCCAUUUACGUUUUAGACUUCUUUAGCAAUAACACGUCGUAAAUUAAACUAAGCAUUAAAAAAUCUUAAUUUGUUGUAGAUUUUUGUAGUCGAUUUUAAAUCACCAAUUAAGCUUUGAAGAAAAUAUAUCAAAAUGCCACCGAAUGAAACAGGAGUUUUACACGAAACUGAUAUAGUUGAUACUCAAAAUGUUAAUAUUAAUAAUCAUGAGACGAAACCAAGAGAGUACAAAUACGUUUGGAGGAACAUUAUCUUAUAUAUUUACCUUCACGUUGUCUCUUUUUAUGGGGUUUAUGUUUUGUUUACUUCGGCCAAAUUUUUAACUAUUAUUUUAGGAUUUAUUCUUCUAAACAUGGGAAAUUUGGGAAUAACUUGCGGCGCACAUCGUCUUUGGUCUCACAAAUCGUACAAAGCUAAAACUCCCUUGAAAAUUCUUUUAGUCAUCAUGCAAACUUUAGCUUUUCAGAAUUCUGCUAUUGAAUGGGCUCGUGAUCAUCGCGUUCACCAUAAAUUUAGUGAAACAAAUGCAGAUCCACACAAUGCAACACGUGGCUUCUUCUUUUCGCACGUUGGUUGGCUUUUAACUCGUCGUCAUCCCGAUGUAAAAGAAAAGGGAAAAGGCGUUGAUAUUUCCGAUUUAACAUCGGAUCCAAUUUUAAGAUUCCAACAAAAACAUUAUGUUCCAUUAAUGAUUUUUACCAGUUUUGUCCUUCCAACUGUUCUCCCCAUGUAUUUAUGGAAUGAAGGAUUUGUAAACGCUUGGGUUUUGAAUUUAUUACGUUAUUGUUUAGGUCUUAAUAUUACAUGGUUGGUUAAUUCAGUUGCCCAUAUGUUUGGGGAUAAACCAUACGACAAGUUUAUUAAUCCGGGUGAAAACUUUAGUGUUGCUCUUUUGGCUUUGGGCGAAGGUUGGCAUAAUUAUCAUCACACCUUCCCAUGGGAUUAUAAAACGUCAGAAUUAGGAAAAUACAGCACCAAUAUGUCUACAUUAUUCAUCGAUUUUAUGGCAAAAAUUGGUUGGGCUUACGAUUUAAAAACAGUCUCAGAAGAUAUGAUUAAAAAAAGGGUUAAAAGGACCGGAGAUGGUACCCACAAUCUUUGGGGAUGGACUGAUAAAGAUAUGCCAAAAGAAGAUAUUCAAGAUGCUAUUACUUUGAAUAAAAAGUGUGAUUAGAUUUGUUAUCAGAUAUGAAAAUAAUUAGUAUUCUUAAUUUAUUUUAAAUCAUCCUUAUAAAUAAACAGGUCUUAUUUAUGAAUAAAAGUCAACUAAAUCAAGCUAAAUCAACUUUUUAGUAGUCCCUUAAUGUUCCUAUUCUUA